CAUGAGUCGCAGUGGAUCAAGAGGUUUUGGACGUGGAGGUCGUGGUGGUGGUAGAGGUGGCUUUCAACGAGAUGUAGGCCCACCGGAUACUGUCCUAGAGGUGGGCUCCUUCAUACACGCUGCAGAAGAUGAAAUGCUAUGUUCAUCAUCGAUCCCCGACAAAGUUCCUUAUUUCAAUGCACCUAUCUACCUACAAAAUAAAGCCGUCAUCGGGAAAGUCGAUGAGAUUUUGGGCCCAAUCAACGAAGUCUAUUUCUCAAUCAAGAUGGGCGAAGGCAUGGUAGCCACUAGUUUUCAAAAGGGCGACAAAGUUUACAUCGGAGGAGACAAGCUCCUCCCGAUAGAACGAUUUUUACCCAAACCCAAAGCUCCUGGCACCACAAAACGCGGCAGAGGUGCAGGGCGUGGAGCCCCGGGUGGUCGUGGUCGAGGUGCCGGUCGAGGUGCACCUGGUGGCCGCGGAGGUCGUGGUGGAGUAAGGGGAGGUUUCUCUGGUGGUCGAGGUGCACCGCGAGGUGGUGGGUUCGGUCGCGGAGGUGGAGGAUUCGGUCGCGGAGAUGGAGGAUUCGGUCGUGGUGGAGGUCGUGGUCGGGGAGGUUUCCGUGGUUCAUAUUCAUGA
This is a messenger RNA of Marasmius oreades (fairy-ring Marasmius), 619 nucleotides long. RefSeq lists its product as uncharacterized. Gene Ontology annotation, molecular function: box H/ACA snoRNA binding. Lineage: Eukaryota; Fungi; Basidiomycota; Agaricomycetes; Agaricales; Marasmiaceae. Gene Ontology annotation, biological process: ribosome biogenesis; snoRNA guided rRNA pseudouridine synthesis. Bases 2 to 619 code for a protein of 205 amino acids. The transcript is spliced from 5 exons. The record is from RefSeq and is a predicted model, not a curated record. Gene Ontology annotation, cellular component: box H/ACA snoRNP complex.